UCAGCUGGGAUGAAGGAUACUCUAACUACCGAUACAUAUGGUGCUGAAAUCAUGCCUUUUGGUAUGUACUUUAGAAUCAAAUUAUCAAAUCAUAGCAUUUCUGUUAUAAAAUUCAAAAUCAUUGAAUAUCAAAAUUCAAAAUCAUGUUAAAUGAUCAGUUGUUUCUGGGGUAAGAAAGACAAGUUGCCGGUUGAGUAAUUAAAAUAAAAAGAUUCUAGUUUACUGAUUCCCUUCUUGAUUAAUAAACCAUAAAACAAACAGGCGUUUACCAAAAUAAAUAAUUAAAAAAAAUCCAAAUAUAUAUAAUAUAAUGAGCUAUAAAACGAUGUAAUUACUCAUUUGUAAAAAAAUGCCUUAGCUAUUUUAGAAGAAAGACCAAGUAAUAUAUAUUCUGAAUACUUUUAUAUUUCAAUGAUGGUAUGCAAUCAGUUUCCCUUUGUUGGUUCAUAUUAAUCCAACAUUAUUAUUCUUUUUUUUUUUUUUUAUUACACCUGCAACUGGCAAAGAACUUCCACAUAUGGAGUGCAGAAAAUUGGAAAUAACACUUGUUUCCGCCAAUAGCCUUCCAGAUGUCAGAUCUUUAGGACAAAUGAAAGUCUACGCAAAGGUUUCGAUCAAAGGUGAAUCGAAAACCAGCAAAAGAAGCCCGGUUGACUUUGAAGGAGAAACCAAUCCCAGAUGGAAUUUCCGUACAGAGUACACGAUAAGCGAGUCCGCAGUUCAACAGCCAGACGUAAAGAUUUCUAUCAGACUUUACUGUAAGAGAACUCUUGGCAAUAGAUUCAUCGGAGAUGUGAGUAUACCGAUAAAGAGUCUUUUCGAUAAGGGGAUUAAAGCGGAUAAGAUUUUGAGCUACAGAGUUGCUGGAACUGAAAAUGGUGUGGUCAAUAUAUUGUAUAGAUUUGGUAAUGAAAAGGUUUUGGUUCGAAAGCCUUCGAGUUGGAAGAAUAUUGCUUUUGAGGUUGGGUUUUUCGUUUUGUUGGGUGGCGCCGUGCUUUUAUUAGCUGAUAAUAAUAGUAAAAAUUCUAUUGAAGAUAAUAAAUCUAAUGUUCGUGUCGAUGAUGAUAAUGUUGGUGAUGAUGAUGAUGAUGAUGACGAUGAUGUUUUCUACGAUGCUUGUUGAUUUAUAAGGCACAUUAAGAACAAGAAGCAGUUUAGACAUCUUUUUUUUUUUUUUUUGGUUUUCUGUCAUGAUUGUGAAUUUUGUUUUGCUAAAUGAAAGUUGGUUCAUAAAAUGAAAGCAUGUCUGUAUAUAAA
Erythranthe guttata (spotted monkey flower) is the source of this 1257-nucleotide messenger RNA. Its product is annotated as protein SRC2 homolog. The record is from RefSeq and is a predicted model, not a curated record. Gene Ontology annotation, biological process: defense response. NCBI's taxonomy places the organism in Eukaryota, Viridiplantae, Streptophyta, Magnoliopsida, Lamiales, Phrymaceae.